This is a messenger RNA of Orbilia oligospora ATCC 24927, 1071 nucleotides long. RefSeq lists its product as uncharacterized. Bases 1 to 1071 code for a protein of 356 amino acids. Lineage: Eukaryota; Fungi; Ascomycota; Orbiliomycetes; Orbiliales; Orbiliaceae. The record is from RefSeq and is a predicted model, not a curated record. The transcript has 4 exons. Gene Ontology annotation, molecular function: oxidoreductase activity, acting on the CH-OH group of donors, NAD or NADP as acceptor.
AUGGAGGCCCCGCCGACACCGUCCGGUUUUCGGACUGACAAGCCACUCCUUUCUCUUCUCAACAUCGACCUCCUUGCCCAAGUUGCAGGUAUCACAUUCUUCCACCCGCUUGGUGCCUGGAUGCUGCCACUCUCCUUACGGACCUUAACUUUUCAAUGGCACCAUCCCCCCAUGUGGGGUUCAAUGCUCUAUGCAACCAUUGUUACAGUAGCAUGGCUUUUACAGUCGCUCAACCACAGACUAGCAUAUGGUAAAAAUAGAGAAUUCGACAAAAGCGAGGAGGUUCUUGUUAUCACGGGAGGGUCUAGCGGGCUGGGACUCUUACUAGCACAAGUUUAUGGCAUGAGAGGCAUGUCUGUGGCUAUUCUGGAUGUUAAUGAGCCCGAAGUCGAAGUUCGAAACGUUGAAUUUUACAAAUGCGAUGUUGGAAACUAUCAAGACGUCCAGGCCGUCUCUAAGCAGAUUAUUGAAGACCUGGGCCCACCAAGUGUACUGGUGAAUAAUGCGGCGGUUGUUCAUGGGAAAACAAUAUUGGAUUUAUCUGAAGACGAAAUUCAGAGCACCUUCGGCAGUAAUGUUUUGUCCAAUUUCUGGACCAUCAAAGAAUUUUUGCCAGGGAUGAUCGAGGCUAAAAGGGGUACAAUCGUUACGAUCUCGAGUGUGUUAUCACAUAUUGGCCCCAAACGCUGUAGCGACUAUUCUGCUUCAAAAGCUGCUGUGAGGCUACUCCACGAAUCUCUUACCGCAGAAGUAGCACAAUAUGACAACAUCAAGACUUUACUCGUCAGUCCCGGACAGAUUUCCACUCCGCUGUUCGAUGGUGUCGAUACUCCAUCCACCUUCUUCGCCCCAGUCCUAGAACCGGUAGACGUGGCAAAGGAAAUAAUGUCUGCAAUCGAUUCAGGUGCAGGCGGAAAUCUCGAUCUCCCUCUAUACUCAAAGUGGAUUGUGGUAAUGCACACUCUCCCUGUCAGCAUCCAAAGACUCUUAAGGUGGGUCAGUGGGUGUGACGAUGCCAUGAAGAACUUCCGGGGCAGAAAUGCCACCGACAACAUGAAUGGUAAGAAUUGA